This is a messenger RNA of Glarea lozoyensis ATCC 20868, 354 nucleotides long. RefSeq lists its product as uncharacterized. The transcript has 3 exons. The record is from RefSeq and is a predicted model, not a curated record. Bases 1 to 354 code for a protein of 117 amino acids. NCBI's taxonomy places the organism in Eukaryota, Fungi, Ascomycota, Leotiomycetes, Helotiales, Helotiaceae.
AUGUGCCGGGCAAGGAGAUCAUUCCAACUCAUCUCCAUUUGUCGAAUGCAUGGCAUUCUAAUGAGAGGCGCAGAGAUAAUUGUUGAGAAAGGGCAAUUCGUCGGAACGCGCUUUGCACUAACAUGCAUAUUGGAACUACUUAGCAAAGAUCAGUGGAACUCAGGCUUAAAGACCUCGACUGUUCGGUGGAUUGAGAAAUUCGAUGAGAUGGAAACGCAGAGGGAGAAUGGAGGCGGUGGCAGUGCAGAUGAGCAAAUGGAGAAGCUGAAGAUUUUCCUGAACGACGUGACCGAGACACUUGCAGUGAAACUGAAACCCUAUGAUGAUGAGGUGGCUGGAGAAGUCACUCAAUAG